Messenger RNA from Exaiptasia diaphana, 2720 nucleotides. RefSeq lists its product as uncharacterized. The record is from RefSeq and is a predicted model, not a curated record. Lineage: Eukaryota; Metazoa; Cnidaria; Anthozoa; Actiniaria; Aiptasiidae. Bases 53 to 2521 code for a protein of 822 amino acids. The transcript has 5 exons.
CGGCCAGCUGACGGUUACUUAUCUUGAAAACGUGAAUGGCUCCAUGUGAUCUAUGACAAUGGACGGAUCGGCAAUCCAGUAUACAACGUUGAUUUAUAGAGUUGCCUCAAAACAGAAGCGCUGGAUCAUAGCUCUUGCAUUGGUAGUAUUUGUAUUAGUAUUUAUUCUUGAACAGUCUCAUCUUACGUUUACAUAUUUCAAGGCCAGAGACAUAAACGCUGUCUUUCAAAUUACUGAGGCCCCAGAGGAACCGUUGUUUGAUACUAUCGGAGACGUAAGGACAACAAAGUCGACGAUUCCACGCGAAAAGAUCCAGGACAUGGCUGAAAAUAUUACUAACAUUGACGCAGUGUGCCGACUGCCGGUUCUCGAUCCAAAUCACUCGAGUGUUAGGGAUUUGAUAGUAGACUUUGGUAAAUUAGAUUGUGGGACGAGGUUUUCAACGUUUGAGAAUAAUGUACUUCAUGUUGAGGCAUAUGAUGUUGUAUCUGUGAGUUACCGAAUUAUAAAUCGACCAGAAGGAAACGAUUUUGGCGUUAAAUUAUCAGAGCCUGUUUUAAUAGCAAACGACUUGGAUGUAACGCAAGUCGACCAACCUCCAGCACCAGGACAAGUUGGUUGCUUUAUGCAUACUGCAAGUAAAAAAUGUCUGCACCCACGUGGUGGAAACACCAGGCCUCGAGAUGGUACUGCCCUCGUGUUUCAUUCUGAUUGUUGCUUGAAACGUAUUGAGUUUAAAAUGGCUGAAGACGCAAGCAUUAUUCAUGGACAAAGUGGACUUUGUUUGUACGUGAAUUUGGACGAUAAUACUGUAUCUCUUCGGCGUGACUGCUCCACAACAUUCACAGUCGUUAAUGGUAGCCUUCUAGUGACUGGGAGCGAGCUGUGCAUAGAAAGCCGCGAUAGAUUUCCUAGAAAUGAUGAACGUGCAAUAGCAGGCAGCUCUUGUUCACAUGCAUUCAAGGUGGUUACUACAAAAGGAAGAAGAUUCAAUGGAAGUGCAUAUGUUAACGCUGAUUUUGUUCGAGUCGACAUCAGGCAAAGCGGUAGAAAACCUGACGUUACAGAAUUCCGCAUGCAAGCAGCUCCAAAACCAGAAGUUUUCAACAGAACAGGAAAACAUACAGGAAUCCCCGUCAACAUUUGUCUGAUAAUGUUUGACUCAACUUCAGCUGCAAAUUUUAUUCGUCAAAUGACGAAAACAAAUGAAUAUCUGAAGACAAGGCCAACGGUCUACAUGAAAGGACAAACUAUCGUUGGAGAUGGUACUACAGCCCAGCUGUGCGCAAUGCUUACUGGAAUAGCUGAACAAAACCAACCUGAAGCAAGACGUUCCAAACCUAAUUCUAAAUUUGUUGAUGACUGGAGAUGGGUGUUCCAAGACUAUCGUAAUCACGGCUAUGUGACCAUGUAUAGCGAGGACUCUCCUAGUCUUGCCUCUUUUAACUAUCGGUUAAAGGGUUUUAAAAACCCUCCAACUGAUCAUUACGGCAGGUAUUUCUGGAUAGAAAGUGAACGCCAUCAAAAGGUUUCGCACUGCGUUGGAAAUGACGCGAUACAUCGUCUUGCGUUUAAUUAUAUUUUGAGUUUGUUUCGUACCUACGAAGAACAUCGGAAAUUUACCUUCAUAAAUUUUUCCGACCUUACUCACAGUAACAUGAAUUCAGUCAAAUAUGCAGAUGAAGACCUUGUUGAGCUAUUACAGACCAUGGAAAAAGAGAAUUUUCUAGAUGAUACAAUUAUUUUCAUUUUUGGAGAUCAUGGAAUGCGGUUUGGAAAGAUGAGACAAACUCUUCAAGGGAAACUCGAAGAACGCCUUCCUCACAUGUCCAUUACUUUCCCAACAUGGUUUCCAAAGAAACAUCCAAAACUAUACGAAGCCGUCCAGCACAAUAGUCAUCUUUUAACAACACCAUUCGAUAUUUAUGCUACAUUACAACAUGUUCUUUCUUAUCCAUUUGCUCCUAAAGGUAUCCAUGUUGGACAGAGUUUGUUUUAUCCUAUUGACGCGAAGAAACGCACAUGUGAAAGUACAGGAGUUGAAGAUCAUUGGUGUCCGUGUUUGAAUUUUGAAAGUGUUCCCAUGAAGGAACCCAUUGUCAGACAACUUGCAAAUUUCUGUGUUGAACUUAUAAACAGACAACUUGAAAAUGAAGGAAGCCAAGUGCAGUCACUUUGUCAUAAACUAACGUUAGUAGAAAUCAAAAGUAUUUCACGAGAAAUGCCAAAUGAAAAAUUGCGAAAGUUUAAAACUUCGCAUUCGAAUAGAAAAUGCGAUUCUUGUGGAGCGAUUUUCGGUAAGAAAGUUAAAAACACUCUUAAGCACGACACGUUGUACCAGAUUCAAAUUAUAACGUCACCUAACAAUGGCUUUUAUGAGGCAAGUUUACGAGUUUAUGAUGGAAAGCCCAAACUACAAGGAUCGAUAAGCCGCAUUGACGAGUACGGAAAACAACCAGCAUGCAUUGCUGAUACUCAUGUACAUUUACGAAAAUAUUGCUAUUGCAAAGUACAAAAUUAAUAUCACUGCUCUCGGCCAAUCAAAAUCUAGUGAAUUGCACAUUUUUAUAUUACAAUUUAAAGGCAUUAUUUUUGUAUUUUAUAUCGAGUCAAUUUGCACAAGUAUAAUAUAUAUUUUGGUUAAUCCAGAAAAAAGUACCUAAAAAGUGGUGAUGGUAACGUGGUAAGUCCCCCCUUCUUUUGGUAUAAUUAUCUAGGAU